UCUCUCUUUUAAACACUUUUCUCUCAGCUUCCCAAGAUGGCGGCAGCCUCGUCCAUCCAGCCGCCGAGCGUUCACUCUUCUCUCACCCGGGACAGCGCACUCUCUCCGGACAUGGACAGCCCCGACAGCAGGCAGCCGGGGGAUGAGGAGUCGGUGGCGGCGGCCGCAGCGCAGCCCCUGGAGCCGGGCGUCAGCCUCCGCGACCUGCCGGACCUGGAGCCGGAGGAGAUCGAGAGGAGGCUGGCCAGAACUCGCAGGGAGCUGAGCAACAGGAGGAAGAUCCUCAUCAAAAACCUGCCGCCCGACACCUCCAACCAGGAAGUCCAUGAAAUUCUGAAAGAAUAUGAACUGAAGUACUGCUUUGUGGACCGCAACAAAGGCACAGCCUUUGUGACUUUGCUGAACGGGGACCAGGCUCAGGAUGCCAUCCGCUCCCUCCACCACAGCACUGUCCGAGGUCGUCUGAUCAACGUCACCCUGCAGCCCACAGACUCCCUGCUCUGCCUCACCAACCUGCCCCACACCUUCACCGCGCAGCAGUUCGAGGAGUUGGUGCGCUUGUACGGAAACAUCGAGCGCUCCUUCCUGGUUUAUAGUGAGCUAACGGGCCACUCCAAGGGAUACGGGUUCGUCGAAUACAUGAAGAAGGACUCUGCUUCGCGGGCCCGCUCGGAGCUGCUGGGUCGGCCUCUGGGUAAAACUGGAGUCAUGAAGCCAAGCGGACAUUUUCUUGGGGACCGGUCUCUUAUGGUGCAGUGGAUGGACGUCAACCAGCUGAGCCAGGAGGAGAACCUGCACUCAAAGUGUCUGUGUGUGGACCGGCUGCCUCUUGACCUCUGCGACUCUGAGGAACUGGCCCAGCUCUUCUCCGAAACGUAUAAACCAGUCUUCUGCCAGCUUGCUCAGGAUGAGGGGAGCCCGGUGAGAGGCUUUGGUGUGGUGGAGUACGAGAGCGCGGAGCAGGCAGAAGCCGUGCUGACGGAGAUGGACCGAACUCUGGUGGGAGGACAGGAGGUUCGUCUGUCGCUCUGCACCCCCGGCACCUCAGGGAGAAGCACCUUGGCGGCUCUCAUCGCCGCCCAGGGUAUGAUCUUGAGUAACAGGAAAGGCUUACUGCCAGAACCCAACCUGGCUCAGCUGUUGACCAGCAUGACCAAUCCAGCUGCACUGCAAAUCCUUAUGAGGCCGUACCAGGGCGGAAAAAGAGGAGGUAUGUCUGCAGUUCACAACUACCAGCAUUUCUGCAGAGGGAAGUACGGGCGUAACGCAGGCGUCCCGUUCCUCAGACCUCCUCUCACCGCGGCUCUGCUUACGCUGGGAAAAGCUCACCAGAACGCUAUGGUUGGUAACGGACUAGUCCUCCAGAACCUCCUGCACAUGCAGCUCGCGCAGCAGCAGCUUCUUCACAUCAAAGACAAGCGCAUCAGCAGUGUUGCCAGUCUGCUCGGAGACCCUUCCAGGCUGCUGAUGCAGAAAGCUUUGUCUCUGCGGCCUCCUGGUUUCUUAUCGCUGGGGAAAGGCCUCCUGGGAGACUCUCCUACAGAGUUGCUCCAGGAGUCCGUGCCAUCUUCCACCCACAGCUCCACAGUAGUGGGUUCAGCAGCAGGUGUGAUGCCAUACCUUCAGGGUCGAGGAGCAGGAGCAGGAAGCGGAGACCAAAACGUCUCCCAUUCUGUGUCAGCAACCCCUUCUGCCUCCUCCUCCUCCUGCCCGUCCUCCUGCGAAAGGCAGCCGGCUCCUCCGGGGACCCUGGGGAGCUCCCAGCCACAAGGGCAGAGCUACUCUUUGGGUAUAAGUAACUCGGGCCUGGGCCCGCCUCCACCCAAACCCCCUGGAGGAGUGUAUUCGUCAUCGGGCCAUCACAACAGCUCAGAUGGUAACGGCCUGACUAACAUGGUAAACAGUGGUCAGAAUUCCUUAUUGGGCGAUCCUCCUAAAGAAGUCCGACUGCCCUCAAAUCCUUACCUGAACUUGGCCAGUGUGAUGCCGGGAGUCGUUCUGCAAAACUCCGUGGCCAACAAGCCUCAGGGAGGACAGCCGGGCCCCGGGGUGUACGCUAACCCGGCCGCCCCCAUGGUCUCCCAGGGCUCCGCCUCGUUCUCCCACAGCGCGGCGGCUACAACCCCCGCCCCGUACGCCUCUGACGCCUCCUCCGACUUCACCCAGUACAACCAGGCGUACACACAGGAGGCCAUGCACCAGUGGUACCAACACUACCAGGCGGCGCAAGCCCACAGCUACGGCGCCGCCGCGCCUCAGGACGGCUCGGCUGCGGACUACAGCAAGGAGCACGCCCAGGUCCCUGCCGCCUCCACCUACGGGGAUUACACCACCUACAUGCAGGCCGUCACCCAGUACUACUCCCAACCUGCAACAACCAACCAGGCCUUCGCCAGCAAGGAGGUAGAGGUGUGUAAGCCUCUGGGAGUCCCUCUGCACGCAGUCGCUAACGGCCCAGCGCCUCCCGCUGCAGUCCUGCCCGCCGCCGCCGUGCUCCCAGCUUACAGCGCUCUGCCUUUAAUGCCCGGCUUCCUCGGAGCGCCACACCCACCCACGGCCACGCCCAGCUCCGUCACGCACGCGCACACCGCCGCCACCGACUGGAACACGUACUACUACAACCAGACCCGGGGCAUUAAGAGGGACUACCCUCAGCUAGCGGUACAGGAGGCGCCGCCAUCGGAGGGUGCGUAUAUCGGGCAGCACUCCCAGGGCCUGGGGGGGCAGUACGCCGACUACUUCAAGAGGAAGAGGCUCUAGAACGAACCAAAUGACCUUAAAGCCCACAGCUUCAGGGGGGGAGACGCAGCCAGCCGGAUGUCACGGCUCCCUCUAGUGGCCUUUUUCUGUGGCUGCCAUUUUGCAUCCCUGCAGCAGGCGCGCGGCGUUGGGUCGAUUCAGGGCUGCAGACGGCUGGAGCGAAAACAAGCCAUAGUGCUCUUUGAUUUUGAAACUUUAGUACACUCCUUCAGAGUAUUGCUUUCGUCUUGUUCAAGCCUUAACUAUUUAUCUUGAAUGUUUGUUUCUAUGUCACUGUUCCUAACUAAUAUUAUCCUGAACAUCUUUUUUUUUUUUUUUUUAGACAUAAUCUAAACUAUAGUAUAUUAUAUCUGUGUGUAGAAACUGCUUUUGUAUUUGCAGGCAGCUGACCUGUCUGGAUGCUGAAACUGCCCUCUCCCUGUCGGUCCUUUCCGUGUCUGAUUUUUUAUUUUAUUUUUUUAGGAAACACACUCUCAGAUUUGAUUGGUCGGUCAGACUGGCCUCUGUUUGUUCUAGCUUCACUGCCUUUUAUUACCCAGGAUCCUCUCUAAACCUACCUGGGGGUGGGUGUGUGUGUGUUUCUGUGUUGCUUUGCUGUUCUCUGUAGGAAGUGUCAGCCAUUUCUAUCCCAGGUUUUGGGAUCAUAUCAGGAAAAAAAAAAGGGUCUAAACCAAUCAAAGCCCUUAAAUUUUGGUGAAUUAGAAGGAGUCCCUCAAUAGUUGGGCUUUUCAGAUGAAGAUGGAGGGAAUAACUAAAUUAACUGCUGUGUAAAUAUUGCAGUGUAGUAUAGAAUAUAUGAAGCCAUGCGUAACAGACAAUAACAUAUAAUAAUAAAGGGCGUUUUGAUGCUCAUUUUUGAGUGUGGUGUACAACAAAAAAAAAAGAUAUUCAGCGUUUUGUCGAUCUACAAUAUACUCUUAUAUAUUUGUAAUAUAAUAUUCUGAGGCAGUUUGAGUAUUGUAUUAACAAUAAGUCCUGAUGAGACUUUAACGUAGUUCUCUGCUUUGUUUUGUAUUGUUUAAGCCAAAUACUUGGGCACAGUUUUCCUCCUUCUGCUGUUUUUUUUUUUUUUUUUUUUGGUGUAAAACUUUUCUUUCUGAAAGUUUUGUGGAAACUGUAACCGGAGCUUUAAAUCCAUAUUCAGCUGCCACUUUCAUAAAGCGUUGAGACUGUUUACCGAGAAACGAUUCGGACGUAGAAUCGUCGCUAGGUUAUUAAAAAAAAAAAAAACAACAACAUGGCUGAUGGUGCUGCUGGGGAACAGUUAAAUAUGAAUGAUUAAAAGUAAUAAAAGGUCCCCAGGAGCAAUCCACACCACCCUCCAACAAUAUAUUUGUUUGAUUUGUAGAAAAAUAAUUCAGCCUUUCCAUUGAGAGACGUUUAGCUCAGACAUUUAGACGUUUGAUUGGAUUUGCACAAUAAAAAUACGGCUCAGAUCUGCU
Molecule: messenger RNA, 4202 nt
Organism: Fundulus heteroclitus (mummichog)
Lineage: Eukaryota; Metazoa; Chordata; Actinopteri; Cyprinodontiformes; Fundulidae
Gene: raver2
Product: ribonucleoprotein, PTB-binding 2
Exons: 17
Coding region: 37-2760 (907 amino acids)
Cellular component (GO): cytosol
Molecular function (GO): mRNA binding
Source: RefSeq, a predicted model, not a curated record